Molecule: messenger RNA, 1548 nt
Organism: Saccharomyces kudriavzevii IFO 1802
Lineage: Eukaryota; Fungi; Ascomycota; Saccharomycetes; Saccharomycetales; Saccharomycetaceae
Gene: PBI1
Product: Pbi1p
Exons: 1
Coding region: 1-1548 (515 amino acids)
Molecular function (GO): N-acetyltransferase activity
Source: RefSeq, a predicted model, not a curated record
AUGACUACGUUUAGACCACUAUCAAGUUUUGAGAAGAAACUUUUGACACAAUCUUUGAAUGACCAAAGAAAUGGAACUAUCUUCUCAAGCACAUAUUCCAAAUCCCCAAACAGAGGGAAUGAUGCCGAUUGGAAUUCAGACGAAGUUACACUUGGAACAAAUUCUUCAAAAGAUGAUUCGCGUCUGACACUGCCCUCAAUAGCAGCAACUUUGAAGAGACUUAUUAAAUCUCAACCCGCAUUAUUUGCAACUGUAAAUGAAGAGUGGGAAUUUGAGCCAUUGAAGCAGCUAAAAACUUCAGACAUUGUUAACGUAAUUGAGUUUGAAACCAUAAAAGAUAAAGAGGUCAAUUGUCAUUGGGGCGUUCCGCCACCUUAUCUUUUACGUCAUGCUUUCAACAAGACGAGAUUUGUUCCUGGAUCCAAUAAACCAUUGUGGACAUUAUAUGUAAUUGAUGAAGCGCUAUUGGUUUUUCACGGCCACGAUGUAUUGUUUGAUAUCUUUUCAGCCGCAAAUUUCCAUAAACUCUUUUUGAAAGAACUUAAUAACAUCAGUUUGGAAGCGCACUCCGACGAUCGAGUUUUGUUUGAUAUCAGCGACGUCAAUAUCUCCAACUUAAACUUCCCCAAAUCUAUAUACGAUAGUGCAAAAUUGCAUCUGCCCGCCAUGACACCACAAAUUUUCCACAAGCAAACUCAAUCUUUCUUCAAAUCAAUAUUCUAUAACACCCUGAAAAGACCAUUUGGCUAUUUGACCAAUCAAACAUCCUUAGGCCCAUCAACAUCUACAACACAACUAAAAAAGUACAAUGAUAUCUUAAACGCGCACUCUUCAUUGUGUGGUACAACUGUAUUUGGUAUAGUGAAUAACCAGAGAUUUAAUUAUCUGAAAUCCAUCGUUAACCAGGAGCAUAUAUGUCUAAGAAGCUUUAUCUGUGGCAUUGCGAUGAUAUGCUUGAAACCACUUGUUAAGGAUUUCACUGGUGCAAUAGUAUUUUCUAUUCCAAUCGAUUUAAGAAAGAACUUAGACUUGGGCGAAUCAUUGGGCCUGUUUUUCAAAGAAUUAAGAAUCGAAUGCCCACUUUCCUUAAUUGAUGAUGAACUUUCUGCCGACGAGUUUUUGGCAAACAGGAACGAUAAGGAAGAUGAUGAUGAAUUUAAUGAAAAAUUAAUGGAGUACCAAUUCAAUAAGGUCACGAAGCAUGUCAGCGAUUUUAUAAUGGCAAAAUUGAAAAGUUGGGAAAAGAAUGGGUUUAAUGAUGAUGACAUUAGAAGGAUGAAGUAUGACAAUGAUGAUUGCCAUAUUCAAAACUCAAAGACAAAAUUAAUUCAAAUCAAUGAUGUUUCCGACAUCUCUCUAUCAAUGAACAAUGAUGAAAAAGCUUUUAAAAUUAUAAGUUCGGGCUUUACAAGCUCAAUAAACCGUCCAACAUUGAUGUCCCUUUCGUACACAUACUGUGAAGAAAUGGGCUUGAAUAUAUGUAUUCAUUAUCCUGAUUCUUACAAUUUGGAAUCUUUCGUUGAGUGCUUCGAAUCAUUUAUUGAAUAG